GGGGCCUUCUCCCGGAAGCAGGCUGAGAGGCGCUCGUGUGGCGCGCCUGGCUCCGCGGCACCAUGGCAACAGCCUUCAGCAGCGACGGGGAGGCUGUGCUGAGGCGGGAGCUGGGCCCGGCGGCGGCACCACCGGCACCGCGGGGUGACCUCGACGGCUUCUACGAGAUGGGCCGGGCCGCCGCCUUCGUACGGGACGGCGGGUUCCGCAAGGUCGCCCUCCAGUUGCCGGACGAGCUCCUGGUGGAUGCGGCGACGGUGGCGGCCCGGAUGGAGGCGGAGACAGGGGCUGAGGUGUAUGUCCUAGGAGACACCACGUACGGCAGCUGCUGCGUGGACGAAGUGGCCGCGGAGCACGCGUGUGCCGAGGCGGUGCUGCACUACGGCCCGGCCUGCCUCAGCCCCUGCAGGAAGCUCCCUGUGCUGCACAUCUUCGGGAAACAGCCCCUGGAUAUCGGGCGUUGCGCAGAGGCCUUUCGGGAGCUCUACGCCGACCGGCAGAGUCGUGUGGUGGUGCUGAGCGAUGUGGUCUAUGCCCAUGCGAUGGGUGAGCUGGAGCAGCAGUUGUGCCCCGAGUAUCCCAAUGUCAUCUUCUCCAGGGUGGUGUAUGGAGACCCUCCUGCUCCUGCACUGCCUGGGGAGGAGCGGCAGUUUGGUCGCCAGUUCCUGGUGGAGGCACCGGGAGGGCUGCAGGACUGUGCCAUGUUCUUUGUGGGCACCGAGGGCCUGACCCUUACCAACUUCAUGCUGACCUGGAAUCGCUGCUCCUUCAGCUCCUUUGACCCCACCACCAACUGUGGCCGCCAGGAGACCCUCAAUGUCAACCGUGCCCUGAUGCGACGGCUCUACCUGGUGGAGCGGGCCCGGGAUGCCCGAGUGGUGGGCAUCCUGGUGGGCACCCUUGGUGUGGCAGGCUACCUGGAUGUGCUGCAGCACCUCCGGGAGCUGCUGCGCCGGGCUGGCAAGCGCAGCUACACACUGGCUGUGGGGAAGCCAAACCCUGCCAAGUUGGCCAACUUCCUGGAGGUGGAUGUCUUUGUCCUGGUGGCCUGUGCUCAGAACUCCUUGCUAGACUCUAGUGACUUCUACCGGCCUGUUGUAACCCCCUAUGAGCUGGAACUGGCCUGUAAUCCAGCUCGUGAAUGGACAGGGAAUUACCUCACUGACUUCCGAGACCUGCUGCCAGGUGCCUAUGGACAUGUUGAGCUCCCACCAGCCAUUCCUGCAGCAGAGGCCGUUCCUGAUCUCUCACUCAUCACGGGGGAGAUGCGUGCCACCCACCUCUGCGAGCCCCCAGCCUCACAGCUGCCCCCCAGCACUGCCCUAGCCUGCAGGGACCAGACAAAUGCUCUUGCAGAGAUCAGCCCUGCUGCCUCCUUCCUGGAGUCCCGCAGCUGGCAGGGCUUGGAGCAACAGCUGGGACAGACACCCGUUUCCAAGGCUGUGCAGGGCCGACGAGGGAUUGCCAUUGCCUACGAGGACGAGGGGCGUGAGCAGUCCUGAUCCGGUAGCAGCGCUGACAGCCAGCCAGGAGCAGGGCCAUGUGGGAGCCCAGGCACGGUCUGCCACCAUGUGUUGGACCGAUGGGGUCUCACAGGAGUCUGGAUCUGCCACCAUCUGGCCCUGUGCUGGAUGCAGCCUUCAGUCAGUAGUACCGUGGUGGGAGAGCAGGAGUUGCCUGUGUUUCUGAGGAUGCCAGCAGCACCCUGGUGCUCACAGCAGGAGGGCCAGGCAAGGUGCUUUGCCCAGACACAGCCUCAAGGGCUCCCCAGUGCAGGGCAGCUUUGGUCCUACAUGGAAAGGUCACUGCUCCGCACGAGCCUGUAGCACCAGGGAGUGAAGCUUUUGUAGGCUACAGCUGCUAACUGAAUCUGAACUGAAAAGGACUUGUGAGUCCUAGAAUAAAACAUGGGCUGAGGAA
Molecule: messenger RNA, 1920 nt
Organism: Pezoporus occidentalis (night parrot)
Lineage: Eukaryota; Metazoa; Chordata; Aves; Psittaciformes; Psittacidae
Gene: DPH2
Product: diphthamide biosynthesis 2
Exons: 6
Coding region: 63-1502 (479 amino acids)
Biological process (GO): protein histidyl modification to diphthamide
Molecular function (GO): 2-(3-amino-3-carboxypropyl)histidine synthase activity
Source: RefSeq, a predicted model, not a curated record